UUGUAAUUAUUAAUUUCGCUUUUUCGCGGUGCUGUUAGGGUCUUAGAACCUAAACUUUUAUACUUUUUUUAAUAUUGCAAAUGGGUAAUGAAAUGUCAUCAUCUGCAAUGGAAAAACAUCUAUUUAAUCUAAAGUUUGCGGUGAAGGAGCUAGAACGAAACUCAAAGAAAUGCGAAAAGGAAGAGAAAUUGGAAAAAGAAAAGGCCAAAAAGGCAAUACAGAAAGGAAACAUGGAAGGGGCACGGAUACAUGCAGAGAAUGCGAUCCGGCAAAAGAACCAGGCUUUGAAUUACUUGCGGAUGUCAGCUAGAGUCGAUGCGGUGUCUAGUAGAGUGCAGACUGCUCUAACUACCAGAAAAGUAACUAAUUCAAUGGCUGGUGUUGUAAAAGCAAUGGAUGCAGCAAUGAAGUCAAUGAAUCUCGAAAAGAUAUCCACUCUAAUGGACAAGUUUGAAAGUCAGUUUGAAGAUUUGGAUGUGCAGUCGUCGUAUAUGGAGAAUGCAAUGUCGCAGACCACCACCACCACAGUGCCUCAAGGAGAUGUGGAUAACUUAUUGCAGCAAGUUGCAGAUGAGGCUGGGUUGGAACUAAACAUGGAGCUACCGUCCGGUGUACCCAGCACUUCGAUCGGAACUGCAACAGUGGUCUCUCAAGAACAAGACGAAUUAACCCAGCGAUUGGCGAGAUUAAGACAAGCGGAGUAACAAUAAGUUAACAUAUAUAUAUAUAUUGUACAGGAUUGUAUUGAUGUAAUAGAUCUAUAAGUUGUUUGUUUACAUGAGAUACUGUUGCUUUUAAAUGUAAUUUUUCUAAUUUAUCUAUUGAGCAUUAUAGACUUGAUAAUCACUGCGACGUCUUUACUCUCGCCUGCGCCUACUAUUUGGCUUAUUUUGGCACAUUAUUUAUUUUACCUACGUUCCAAUUUACAAUACUAUGUGAUAGGAUAAUUAUGAUCAUCAUUAGUAUAAAUAGUAAUACAGAUUUCUUUUUAUUGAUUAUUAUUGUUUACAAUCAGUCGCCAGACUAUAAUUAAAUUGUUUGAGUGAUUUUUGGUUUUUGAGAGGGAGGAAGCCACUGCUUCAGCCUCUAUUAGUCACAGUGAAACAGAUGAAUACAAUAUUAUUGUCAAAGUAUGAUGUUUUUUAAAGCAUACACUUUAAUAAUGUUUGAAAAAAAAAAAAAAUUACCACAUCUUCGAAGGAAAUUCGUCGACUCUGUAGAUUUCGCAAUAAAAUCGUUUCGGUCGGGUAUAAAACGUUACGACGAUUGUGUGUUCGUAGUAUUGCAAGAAACUAAUGUUCUUUAACACCAUUUUGUCUUGUGAUUAUUUUUGGUACAAAAGUAAGACACACAAAUGAUAUCUCAUGUAAACUUUUAAUUGAUAGAAAUAUGAAUUAUUUUACGUGUCCAAUGUCUGGGGGUCACCAUACUAUUUGCAAGUAGUUUAAAACGGGGUAAAUGCUUAGACAUUUUGGUCCUUGUAUUUUUAAGUCACAUAUGUAUUGUCGUGUAAAGUAAGUUCUUUAAUGUUUGUUGUUAAUAUAAAAUAAAAAAAUAUGUUGUGGAGAGUAAGACACCUGUUUACGUAUAAAUAUAAUUGGAACAUGGUUCCAUUAAAUGAAACUAAAUAAUGCUAAAUCUACACGCAUAUUUAUAAUGAUUAGAGUAUGCAAAUACAAACAGUUUAAUUUUAAAUACAAUUCUUUAUUAAAAGCAUAAAAUAUUUCAAUUAGCAAUUUACAUUUUGAAAAACAAGCUACAUAUUGCGGUCCAAUUAUUUUGAACUGAAUAUAAGUAACUUUUAGACAGUCAUGCGUUGAACUUCUUCAGGGUGUAUGCAUUUUUAUAGGCACCAAUUUCAAUUUUCUCGGGUAAUUUAAAAUUUCACAGUGAAUUUUUUACACUUGGAGAGAAACAAUUUUAUGGGUAUUAAUAAAAGUUCCGAAAAGUAAAUAAAAAAUUAGCUUAUACAAAAUAUAAAUAUUACUGCGUUAUUUACUAAGCUACUGAAAACUUUUGCGUAAACAAAAAUACAGAAAUAACCGAAUGAAAUGCUGACGUGACUACCAACUUUAUUUAUAUUUUAUCGAGACUAAUUUUAUUGUAAAUCACUUUUAAAAACAACCUACACCUACACUAACCUACACAUCCAGUUCUUAGGUUUCGUGAUUGUUACACAUAGGAAAUCGAUGCGUUACUUUCUCAAACUCGUAUCUUAUAAAGAGUGAUUAUUUAGGAGAUGGCAAAACUUUCUAUUUAUUUUAAAUUUCUUAUCAAGGGUGUGAAUUUGGAUGCAUUACUUUAAAAAUGAAUAAAAGCCAAUGUGUGAAUAUGCAGGAACUCUGAUGUGAAAACAGCCUGCAACAUUUGUAUAUACAAUCCAUUUUUUGCAUUUCAGGAACUUUGUGCUUUAAAAUACGAGUUUGAGACAGUAAGGCGACUAAAUUAAACUAUUUUUCCGAAUUUAA
Molecule: messenger RNA, 2468 nt
Organism: Hyposmocoma kahamanoa
Lineage: Eukaryota; Metazoa; Arthropoda; Insecta; Lepidoptera; Cosmopterigidae
Gene: Chmp1
Product: charged multivesicular body protein 1b
Exons: 4
Coding region: 81-704 (207 amino acids)
Biological process (GO): endosome transport via multivesicular body sorting pathway; protein transport; late endosome to vacuole transport
Cellular component (GO): multivesicular body; ESCRT III complex
Source: RefSeq, a predicted model, not a curated record